Messenger RNA from Colletotrichum paranaense, 1788 nucleotides. RefSeq names its product WW-domain ligand protein. Gene Ontology annotation, cellular component: nucleus. Gene Ontology annotation, biological process: positive regulation of DNA-templated transcription. Gene Ontology annotation, molecular function: transcription coactivator activity; chromatin DNA binding. The transcript has 4 exons. The record is from RefSeq and is a predicted model, not a curated record. Lineage: Eukaryota; Fungi; Ascomycota; Sordariomycetes; Glomerellales; Glomerellaceae. The coding region runs from base 1 to 1788 and encodes 595 amino acids.
AUGUCUCUCAUUGGGUCCCCCGCUCCCCCCAAGCCGAAGAAGAAGAACAAGAAGAAGCACGUACGAAUAGCGACGGCUACCUUAGUGGCUAAAGUACCUUUUGGGUACGGAGAGCCGGGAGAGGUACGGAAGUACUUGGGCUUUCUUCACCUCACCUUGUCUCAUCGACCACCUUAUCCGCAUUACACUACCUACGUGACUGACUACCUACCUUACUCCGUUCACUACACACCCAUCCCACCUCAGGUUGAUGAGAGAGAAUCCUCCUUCUCCUCCUCCUCUUCCUCCUCCUCCUCUCAUACCUUAGCUAUUCUCAUCCCAUACCGUCUCAUCACACCAUUGCUUGUCUUGUCACAGAACCCCUCCCCCACCUCGACUACCUACGCAUCCGAACUUCCCCAGCCACCCCUCUCUGCUUCCUUUCCCACCCCUCCGGUGCGCCUCUUCCACUGGGCACUUACUCACUCGCUCUUCGCCAUCCUCUCUGCCGGCCGCCGCUUCGACUCUGAGGUGUAUCAAACAGCAGCCGCAGCCGCCAGCAACAGCACCAGCAACCCAACAGCAGCACCUCACCUCCUCACCUUACCUACCUCACCUCACCAUUUCUCAACACCAGCCGACGCCGAUGCCGACGCCGCCCUCGCCGCUGCCCAGAACGCGACGCCCUUUUCCCCUUCCCACAAAGUACCUCCCCUGUGCCUGUGCCUGUACCAGGAUCCACCCCACCACAAUCCAGAUCUCCGAAGCUUCUCUGCAAGCCCUGCCGCUACCGACCACGCCCACUCCCACGCAACCCUCAACUCGCUGAGACGAACUAGGAAGCUCUGCGCUGCAGCUGCUCGCCGUUUCGUUCAAAAUGUCAAUAAACACCACGGAGUCAUCCCGGUCAGCGUCCGUGGUAACCCCGCUGCCAACCUCGACCAUCAACCUCCUCUCUCUCACACUCUCGGCUACAUACCACCCCCACACUUGCCGUCCACCAUGACGGAUCAGUAUCUGCAAGAGCAGCAUGCCCUUACCAUUGCCCGCACCGUCCAGAGAGAACGACAGCUUGCCCAGGCCCGCCUAGAUUCUGACCAUGGUGAUAGUUGGGUCAUGAUCACCCAGACGGGUGAUAUCAACCCUCUUCCUCACGAACACAUCAGACACAGAUCCAAUGCCAAAAUAAGCCUCGAGCUGUCGGUACCCAAGGCCUUACAGCAAGGAAGGACGCCCUUUGCGCGCAAGAGCGACAAUGGCACGGCAUACAUCACAACACAACGGGUCAUUUACAUUCCUGCGAAACCCACCGCCGAGUUCAAGUCGUUCCAUGCGCCAAUCUUGAACUGCGCCGAUUCCUACGUUGGCUCGCCGUUCUUUGGCGCCUGGUUCUGGUCCGCCACCGUCGUGCCCGUCUCUGGAGGCGGCGUGCCUGCCGACAUACCACGGGUCGAGGUGAAGAUGAGCUUCAAGGAGGGCGGUCACAGCGAGUUCCGGCAAAGGUUCGAGGAGCUCAAGGAACGACUUGAGCAUGUGAGGCGUCUGCAGCAGGAAACGGGACAGACGGUCAACAUUCCGGACGAGCCGCUGCCGGCCUACGAAGCAACCGAGGGCGGCGGAGCAGCUCCGAGCAGCCUGGCGCCGCAACAGCAGCAGCAGGAAGAAGCGGCCGGUCGGCCGGCAAGUCCGGGGGGUCAGAAUGCAAACCGGCGUCCGGACGAACCCCCACCGGAUUAUGAUGAGGCGCAAGCACAGACGCUCAGCAUGCGACUCGAGGACCAUGUUCGCGAAGAGUCUGACAGAGCAUAG